Messenger RNA from Asparagus officinalis (garden asparagus), 558 nucleotides. RefSeq names its product ring-infected erythrocyte surface antigen-like. The transcript has 3 exons. Lineage: Eukaryota; Viridiplantae; Streptophyta; Magnoliopsida; Asparagales; Asparagaceae. The record is from RefSeq and is a predicted model, not a curated record. Bases 1 to 558 code for a protein of 185 amino acids.
AUGGUGGUCAACUUCCCACAACGGAAGCACCUGGGGAUCUUGGAAGAGGAGGGGAUGGAGAAGGAGGAAGAGGAAGACCUGGGUCUUUUAGGCCGCCUCUUGUACGACACUGUGGUCCACCAGACUCUGGGGCCUAUUGUGGAAGUUGGGCAUAUUCCUUCAAAUGUUUAUGCACUUUUUGCAGUACCAAGGGAGGAAGGAGUGCAUCAUAAGCCUAAGGCAGAGAGAAAGGCGAAGGAGGAUGAAGCUAAGAAGAACUACUCAAGAGGCUAUGAAGAGGAGAAUAUAGAUAGGGAAGAUGAGGAGAUUGUAGAUAGGGAAGAGGAGAAUGUGGAUAAUAAAGAGGAGAAUGUAUAUAAGGAAGAGGAGAAUGUAGAUAUGGAAGAGGAGAAGAAUGUGGAUAAUAAAGAGGAGAAUGUAUAUAUAGAAGAGGAGAAUGUAGAUAAGGAAGAGGAGAAUGAAGCAGAGGAGAAUGUAGAUAACAAAGGUGUAGAGAUUCAUCAUGUAGACAGUAAAGUUGUAGAGGAAUUGGAAUCCCGGGGGGAGAGGAGAAUGUAG